Messenger RNA from Centruroides sculpturatus (bark scorpion), 577 nucleotides. RefSeq lists its product as uncharacterized. Bases 1 to 531 code for a protein of 176 amino acids. NCBI's taxonomy places the organism in Eukaryota, Metazoa, Arthropoda, Arachnida, Scorpiones, Buthidae. The transcript is spliced from 6 exons. The record is from RefSeq and is a predicted model, not a curated record.
AUGAGAUGUGCCAUCGUAGUUGAUGUGUCCACUAAUAUACAUCGUAGCCACUCUCGUUUUACACCCACUGAUACAGACACGUUAGAACUAUUGAAGGGAAUUCCAACUGAUCCCAUCUCGCUAACAGGGAUUAAUUGCACUUACCGAGAAGACAAUCUGACUUCCUACUUAGACGAUGGCUUUGUAUAUAAAGAAUCUAGUCCUCUAUCGGGCCAUUGUUCAUUUCCUCUUGCCAUCUAUUCAGCACUCUCUGAAGAUAGCAUAGCACUUGUUUCUUCAAACUGGAAGGAAAGUAUGGAUAAACGAAACACUUGGUGGACUAAGAAGUCAGUUCCUGAAGAAGAACUUCAAUUAGACAUAACUGAUAAGGAAAGUUCUCUGUACAUAACUGUUCUUUCAUCAGUAGGUUGUUACAUUAAUUCUUGCAUACCUUCUUUCCUUCAAUGUUGUCACUCGGCCGAAAUUAAACAAAACUUUCUUCGUUGUAAGCAAUUGCAUCGUAGGUGUAUUAUGAAUUGCUUCAAGGAAUGAGAAGAAAAAUGUUUUCCUUUUUUUCUUUCUUUUUUUCCAUUUAUUU